AUGUGGAGAUCAGCUCUCCUAGCCAUAUUUUUGGCUGGGCAUGUUGCUUCCUUUGUGAACCAUCCUAUUGGUACUGGAGUGCGUCUCUUUGGGACUAGAGGUAGGGGACCCGGUGGCGGUGGUGGAGGUGCUCCAGCACUCAAACUGGAAAAUCCACUAAAGUUACAGAGAAUUGCGGCUGCUCCACCGAGCAAUCCUCGAGGAGGAGAUCAACGAGGAGGACCCAGGAAUAAUAACGCCAGGGGUGGUGGCGGCGGUGGUGGCAACCAGAGAGGCCCACGAAGAGACGGACCUCCUCGUCAAGUUGCCAGUAUUGGAGAUGGAGCCGCUCCGGGUCCGGGAGCAACAAGUGAGUCGAAGUAUAAUAACUACAACGACAACACUCGUGACACUGCUGGCGGUGGGCCUGCCUCCAAGUUUGGACGAGAUCGCAAACCAAAAAAGAAAGCGGGGCCAAACGAGGGAGACGGACGAAACAAUAGGAAAACUUCACUUCGUAUUGGCACUGGCCGAAAGGGUCGAGGUGCAGAGCUCAGCCGAAGGCGUGGUAGUCUCAAGAGACGUGAUCGGUCCGCGGAAAAGGCAGCCCGAGCCGAAGCUGCAAUAGAACGGAAAACUGUCAACCUGUCAGAUGGCCCCAUGACUGUGGCCGAGCUAGCCGAAGCCAUCGAUGAAAAGCCCGUUCCCGUUAUCAAAUUCUUGAUGACUGACCUGGGUGUCAUGGCAUCCAUGACACAAAGCUUGGACCCAGCUACCUGCAUUGCUGUGGCGGAAGGUUUCGGCAAAAUUGUCGGUGGAUCUGAAGACGAUGAGUUUGAUGAUGAUGAUGACGAGUUUAUGGAAGAGGACACAGCACUGGCUAGUGGCUUUGCCUUUGAAGAAGAUGACGAGGAAGACUUGAAGCCUCGUGCCCCUGUAGUCACUAUUAUGGGCCAUGUUGAUCACGGCAAAACGUCCCUGUUGGAUGCUAUCCGUGACACACGCGUCACUGCGGGUGAAGCGGGAGGGAUCACACAACAUAUUGCAGCAUACCAGGUUGAGCACAACGAUCAGAAGAUUACAUUUAUUGAUACUCCUGGUCACGCUGCGUUCACAGACAUGCGUGAGCGUGGUGCCAACAUUACAGACAUGGUCAUCUUGGUUGUGGCAGCCGAUGAUGGCGUCAAACAACAAACCGCUGAUUCGAUCGCAUGUGCUCGUCAGGCGGGUGUCCCGUUGGUAGUCGCCAUUAACAAGUGCGAUUUGGAAACCGCUGAUCCAACAAAAGUCAUGACAGAAUUGACUGGAUACGACAUUUUGACAGAAGAAUUUGGUGGAGAGGUCCAAAGCUCCAAGAUAAGUGCCAAGGAAAGAACGAAUCUGGAUGAUCUACUCGACAAGAUCAUGAUUCAAGCUGAAGUUCAGGAUUUGAAGGCAAAUCCCGACCGUGAUGCCGAAGGUAUCGUGAUCGAGGCAUUCCUCGAACGUGGCCUUGGAACGGUUGCCACAACACUGGUGAAGAAGGGCACACUGCAAGUCGGUGAUAUUUUCGUUGCCGGUGAAACAUAUGGUCGAGUACGUGCAUUGAUUUCUACCGGUGACGACAAGACACGUCUUGACGAAGUAGGACCAAGUACUCCUGUUCGGGUCGUUGGAUUUGAAGGUGUCCCAGCUGCUGGAGACAUUCUGGUUGUUGUACCAGACGAGCAAACUGCGAGAGACGUUGCUGAGAGUCGUCAAAGAAUCUCACGAGAGCGAGAGUCUACAUCCUAUCAGGAAGGCUUGAUGAGUUCUGUUGCCAUGGCCUUUGGUUCCAAUAAAGAGCAAAGAGAAAUGUGUGUUGUUGUCAAAGCAGAUGUUCAAGGUUCAGCGGAGGCACUCACACGUGCCCUCCGAGAACUGAAACUGGAAAACGAUGAAGCCGUGGUGACCAUCAAAGUCCUCGUUAGUCAAACGGGUGAAGUCAGCAAGAGUGACAUUGCGAUUGCCAGUGUGACACCCGAUACCACUGUAAUUGCUUUUGGCGUGGCCGCGUCGUUCGCUGCCAUGGAGGACGCUCGAGCAGCGGGCGUGCCAAUUGAAUACUACAAUAUUGUGUAUGACGCCAUCGAAUCUGUAGAAUCCCGUAUGCAAGAAGUGCUGUCACCAACACCCGAGGGUGAGUACGUUGGCGCUGCAACGGUACAAGAAGUCUUCAACAUUGGUGGAACUGGAAACAUUGCAGGUAGUCGGUGUACCGAUGGUUAUCUUCGAAAGGGUGGCAACGUCCGAGUCAUGCGCGGAGAUAAGAUUCUUAUUGAGACCAUGAUCAAGACUUUGCGCAAUUUCAAGGCGGAAACAGAUACCAUUGAAUCUGGCAAUGAAUGUGGUAUCGGCCUGGUGGAUUUCGAGGACUUCCAGCCCGAUGAUGUCAUCGAGUGCUACGUUGAGAAGUGA
This is a messenger RNA of Seminavis robusta, 2415 nucleotides long. The record is from the annotation of a GenBank genome assembly. Lineage: Eukaryota; Bacillariophyta; Bacillariophyceae; Naviculales; Naviculaceae.